Danio aesculapii is the source of this 1349-nucleotide messenger RNA. RefSeq names its product chymotrypsin-like elastase family member 1. NCBI's taxonomy places the organism in Eukaryota, Metazoa, Chordata, Actinopteri, Cypriniformes, Danionidae. The record is from RefSeq and is a predicted model, not a curated record. Gene Ontology annotation, biological process: proteolysis. Bases 77 to 958 code for a protein of 293 amino acids. Gene Ontology annotation, molecular function: serine-type endopeptidase activity. The transcript has 5 exons.
UUCAAAUAUAUUUGACCGUUAUCCAACCGACAAAAAUCUCUUGUCAUGAACUAGGCUGCAAAGCGACAUUUCCAAGAUGCACCGUAGACUUAGAAUUAUCUUAAUUCAUGCUGCUGUGGUCGGCUUGAUGUUGAUUAUUUUGGCUGCAAAAAAUUACCCUGCCCCUCAUGAAAAAUACAGGAUUUGCGGCGACAGGCCUUUGAGGCCGGUCCGACAUCGAAGUACUCGGAUGAUCGGCGGUGUGAACGUCGGUGUGGAUGUUUGGCCGUGGCAGGUGUCCAUCCUGUACCAGCCCAAUUCAUCUGUCCCGUUUCGUCAGAUCUGUGGUGGAGCUAUUGUUCAUGAAAAAUGGGUUAUGACAGCAGCCGCAUGUGCAUUAGAAGAUAAAGGGAAGCUUUUGGUCCGAGCAGGCAGCAACAGCCUGGAUGUUGAUGAUGCGUCCACACAGAUCUCUGAAGUCUCUAGAAGUAUUGUACACAGGAAAUUUGGUCCUUACAGCAUGCGCUACAAUAUUGCUCUUUUAGAAAUGAAGACCCCUUUUGUGUUUGACAGUUAUGUCUUACCCAUCUGUGUGCCUAAUGAAAGUAUAGCUGAGUAUAACUUUGAGUCCUGUUACAUCACAGGAUACAACGCUCAACCUGGUGACGAUGCUGGAAUGCUGCAAGAGGCUAAAGUGUGGUUAAUAACACGGUCACUGUGCAAUAAGCCUAUGUUUUGGAACUAUACCGUGUCACCGGACUUUAUUUGUGCUGGUGAAUUCAAUGGAGGUAUCAAUGGAUGUGAGACAAAUAUUGGUGGACCGCUGAGCUGCUAUAUCAAAAUUUUCCACUCCUACUUCCUGAUUGGAUUUCGAGUGAAGGCCACUUCCUGUGAACUACCGCACCAACCAAAUAUUUACAUUAAAGUCCACACUUACUUUUUUUGGAUUGAGAAAGAAAUGAAUGUCACCUUAAUCUGAAAUCAAGCUGGAUUCAUGCAGCCGUCAGAGGAAGCCGCUUUACAGUAUGUUAAUCUUACCUGUCUGGAGUGUCAUACUUUGCCUAUUAGUUCUUAUAUACUUACAAAUGUGUUAAUCCUAUUGAAAUUCAUACACUAUAUACAUGUUCUUAUUGUACAUUAACUUUGUUAAUCUAAUGGAUAUACAGUGUAUAAAGCCUCGUGACAUGCUUGUUUAGACCUAUGAAAUUCAGGAUAUUGUGACCACUGGUGGACAAAGCCGAAUUUAGCUCGAGUUUAUAUGAUGAAUCCUGGUGUGCUGGAAUGUUGUUGUUUUUUUUCCUUUUAAAGAGUCAUUUUAAAAAUGUUGACUCUGUUUAGUUUCUUUCUGGAUUCAGUUUUUUUUUUUUUAA